AUGAUCCAUACUAUUGAAAAUAAAGAAGAAAUAAUUAAAAACUCUGUUAAUCAUAUUUGGAAAACAACUGAAGGCAAAGUUGUUACUAUUACUUUUGAUGAUCCAUUAAACUCAGUAACAAUAACCUUAAAUAAUGGCAACAAAACUAUUUUAAAUUUGGAUGCACCAGGAGUGGUUCUUAUAAAUGAAGAAAUUUUUAGGAAGAUAGUAAAUGUGGUUGACGGAUCUAACAGAAAAGAUCCUAUUAUAAUUGACGAAGUAGAAAUAAGACUUCAAGAAAAUGAUUCAGAAGCUUCUGUUUCUGUAGACCAACCUUUAAACCAUAAAGAAAGUGAUGAUAAUGUUAUCGAGAAGGAUCGAAGAAAUGAAAUUCAAGGUUUGGACUCUGUAGCCCAACCCUUAAACUAUGAAGAAAGUGAUAUAAAAGAAGCAGAUGAACAAAGAUUUAAUGAGAUAACAUCAAG
Racocetra persica is the source of this 464-nucleotide messenger RNA. The record is from the annotation of a GenBank genome assembly. Lineage: Eukaryota; Fungi; Glomeromycota; Glomeromycetes; Diversisporales; Gigasporaceae.